UGCGUCAACAGUGCACAUACUAAUCGGCAUCUUCUCAUCUCGCAGUGGGACGAUUAUCUUUGAAGCACGAUCACCGUCCGCACCAGGAAGGUGACAUCGCCCGGUGCUGCUGCUCUACACCUGACAAGGAACGUCGCAUGCGCAAGCGUCAGCGACACCUGACAAGGAACGUCGCGUGCGCAAGCUGGGACGAUUAUCUUUGAAGCACGAUCACCGUCCGCACCAGGAAGGUGACAUCGCCCGGUGCUGCUGCUCUACACCUGACAAGGAACGUCGCAUGCGCAAGCGUCAGCGACACCUGACAAGGAACGUCGCGUGCGCAAGCGUCAGCGACACCUACAGCACCUAUUUAAACCGCUGUGACAUUGACUGGCGACUUUGUUCGGCAGCAGUGCGUCAACAGUGCACAUACUAAUCGGCAUCUUCUCAUCUCGCAGGUAAGCACAAGAUUUUGUGCUCCUAAGUCCAUAGUACCUUCUUGUUUUCUUGCACUGCUGCCGAGCAGAGUUCUUGUGUCACUUGCAUUCGUUUUCUUUCAACAUUGUGUUUCCAUGUUCUUGCUGUCUGUGGCCAUCUCGAAAUGACUGGCCGCAACACGCGAAAAACGGGUAAAGAGGACACUGACGAUAAACUUAGCGAUAGCAUGACAAUGCAACAGGGGAUUGAUAGCCUUAGAAAGGAGGUGAUGUCAGAACUUCGCUCACUGAAACAGAGCGUUCAGUACUGUAGCGAGUCUUGUGACAGCGUGACUGAGAUGGGCAAAGACAUAAAAGAGCUCAUAAAUGAGAUAAAAGAGCUAAAGUUAAGCAAUCGGAAACUAAAGGAAGAGAACGAGAGGUUGACUGCGCGAGUCGAUGAAUUGGAGCAAUAUACUCGCUCCAAUAAUGUAGAGAUUAAGGGAGUUCCGGUAGAACCAGAUGUGAUUGACGUGGUCUCGAAGAUGGGUCAGCUCAUUGGUGAAUCGGUAUCGAAAGACGAUAUUGACAUCUGUCACCGCGUCUUCACGACUAAGCACAGCGAACCAAACAUAAUUGUGCGCUUUGUCCGUCGUGAGAAGCGAAAUUCUUUUCUGGCGAAGGCCAGGAAGACUCGCCAAACGGGCACAUUGCUUGGUUGUAGUUCUACAAAACCUGUGUUUGUUAAUGAGCACCUGACACGUCAGAAUAAGCAACUUCUCGGUGCUGCUGUAGCUAGGAAGAGGGUGGCAGGCUGGCGAUAUGUCUGGACAAAGGAUGGACGAAUUUUUGCUCGUCGAGACGAAAACUCUGCCGUUCUGCGCUUAAAUUCCGCAAGCGACUUGGAGAAGAUGACGCAGUCAGCCGACGCGUCAUAAUUAUGAGACUGUUGCCUACGUGGCCCUUUUUUCUUUUUUUCUUGUAGAUUACUGCCGUCAUGGCUGUAAAACCUUCUUCACUUAAACACCUACCUGGAUAUGAUCACUUGUCUUUUCUGCAUGUGAAUGCGCGAUCGCUGGAAUCCAAACAUGACGAAUUCGAACUAUUUCUUGCUAGCACGGGCGUACCGUUUGAUAUCAUCAUGGUAUCUGAAACGUGGUACACAAAGUAUUCCGUGCCGUUCGCCCAACCAGGCUACCAAGGCUUUGCUUUAAACCGCUCUCAACGUAAAGGAGGGGGCGUGCUGUUGUUGGCUAAGGCUGAGCUAAACGUGAGCAUCAUUGACGAAUUCUCCGUUUCAAAUGCUAACUUCGAAGUUCUAAGUGUGCGUAGUCGAUCCAAUAUCUUUUGUGUCGUCUACCGCCCACCUGACGCCAAUAUACACACCUUUUUCUGUUUUCUUGAAGAAUAUUUUGACUUCAUUCGUUCCAACAAAUAUUCUCUUUUUCUUGCCGGUGAUUUCAAUAUAGACAUGCUAAAAACCUCAAGAGAUCAGAUCGAACUGUCAGCUUUACUGCAGUCAAACGGGUUUGUAAACACUAUUGUAAAUUCUACCCGCAUUACUCAUUCGUCAAAUACCCUUAUCGAUCUAUUCAUCACUAACACCGACAGAAAAAACCUUUGUAGCGGUUCGAUUGCAAGCGAUAUGAGUGACCAUCUUCCCAUCUUUACUUUCAUCGAAAAUGAAGUGCCAACUAAGCGGAUUAUCGAUCCGCCUCAGCGUUUCCAAGAUAUAAACAGUGCAUCUCUGGACGCUUUCCGUAACGAGGUUGAAGCCCACGACUGGCGUCAAGUUUUUAGAAAACAUGACUCAAAUUCCAUGUACGAGACCUUUAUUGCUGAACUGAGGACACUGUACAAUAAGCACUUCCCAUACGUUGUCAGGCAUAGAAGUAAUAAAUCGCGAAAACCAUGGCUAACCAAUUACCUUCGCAGCCAAAUCAAGGUAAAAAAUAACCUUUAUUGGGAUUUCAUCAGGACCAGAAACCCUGAAACAUGGAAAAAAUUUAAAUCUUUCCGAAAUCGUUUGAAUGCUACGCUAAAGAAAGCAAAGGAAGAAUAUUUUUUCAAGCAUUUCUCUGUCGCGGCAAACACUGAGCUGUUGUGGAAACGACUAAACGCCAUAGUUCAUCCUAAGACUGACCGUGCGAUUUCGAGCCUGUGUGUAAACGGUCUCAUGAAGUGCGGUUCAGAUUUGUCAAACGCACUCAAUGACCAUUUCAUUGCGGUAGGCCAGUCAGGCGCUUGCAACGUAAAUCCAUAUCCCAUUCAAGGUACCAGUUCGCCCUACUCCAGUAUGCCAACGGACACACCCGAGUUCGGUGGCCACGUGGUUGAGCGAUCGAGUCGUGAGGUGGGCACCAAAGUGAAGGAGUCCUAG
Molecule: messenger RNA, 2775 nt
Organism: Rhipicephalus microplus (southern cattle tick)
Lineage: Eukaryota; Metazoa; Arthropoda; Arachnida; Ixodida; Ixodidae
Source: RefSeq, a predicted model, not a curated record